Messenger RNA from Colletotrichum acutatum, 470 nucleotides. RefSeq lists its product as uncharacterized. NCBI's taxonomy places the organism in Eukaryota, Fungi, Ascomycota, Sordariomycetes, Glomerellales, Glomerellaceae. The transcript has a single exon. The annotation marks the transcript as partial. The record is from RefSeq and is a predicted model, not a curated record.
GGGUACUAUCUGCCGGGAAAAGAGCCUGGCUUCCAGACGCCGUUUCUUUUUCUUUAUCAUUUUGGGAAGCCUGCCGAGUUGGUCGUGCAGGUCAGGAGGAUUGUGCAAGAGCAUUUCAAUAGCAGCCGUAAUGAAGCACUGGGUUGCGAUAAUGAUGCGGUCAAAGCGAGAUUGUUGACGUCCUUUCUACUAGAGCUUUACCCUGUUGUUGCGUCGGGAGAUAUGCCGGUGUCGUCGCCCUUUAUGCCGGGUUACGUUACGGAGAGUAAGGUGAUGGGUGUGGCCAAGGUCACGGUAAAGGGCUUUGACCCGGACUGUCUGGCGCGUGACGUUCCAGUGAGAGAGAGGGCGCAUCUUGAACGUGGGGAGCUUCCGUGUUGGCUUUAAACAGAUCUCUGGUGCCAAGGAGGUGAUAUUUGUGAUGACCGACCAAGAGAGGGAGGGCUGUGAUGGACAAGUUCCUAGCAGUG